AGCUUUUCGACUAUGACCGACUCAAUGCCAGAAAUUUCAUGACUUGUUUUCUUAUCUGAGUUGGGAAUUAAGGGACGAGAAAGGAACUUAUUAUGCCCUUCAUCUCGGGGGCACUAAUUUUAGAGUUUUGCGGGUGCAGCUUGGAGGUAAAGGUUCUGGGAUCUUGGUACAUAAAGUUGAAAGGCAACCCAUUCCCCCGUAUUUGAUGACCAGUACAAGUGAGGAUCUCUUUGAUUUCAUUGCUGAUACAUUAAAUCAAUUUAUUGAAAAAGAUGGAAAUAGUUUUGAUCUUCCAGCUGAUGAAAGGAGGCAGCUUGGAUUUACGUUCUCUUUCCCAGUGAGACAGACGUCUGCUAAUUCAGGUUACCUUGUAAAGUGGACUAAAGAAUUUUCUAUUAAAGACCUCGUUGGAAAAGUUGUGACCACAUGUUUAGAAGAGUCUCUGGUCAAAAUAGGAUUGGAUAUUAGAGUAGCAACAUUGGUGAAUGAUACUGUGGGAACAUUAGCUCUUGGACAUUUUCACGACGAAUACACUAUAGCAGCAGUGGUAAUCGGAACCAGAACGAAUGCUUGCGAUGUGGAGAGAACAAAUGCAAUAAUCAAGUAUCAAGGCCUUCUUACAAAUUCAGGAAGCAUGGUUGUGAACAUGGAGUGGGGUAAUUUCUGGUCGUCUCAUCUGCCAAAAACUUCAUACGGUAACGAUGUAGAUGCAGAGAGUCCUAACCCAUAUGAUCAGGGUUUCGAAAAAAUGAUUUCAGGAAUGUAUCUGGGUGACAUUGUAAGGAGGGUGCUUCUUAGAAUGGCACAGUAGUCGGAUAUAUUUGGAGAGCUUCCUUCUAGCCUGUCGGUGCCCUUUAUACUGAGGUGCAAUUUCAUCGUUAACAACAUUUUUGGUGUCUUGUAUUUUUCCUUUGCCGCAUUACAUUGUUUAUAUUUAUAAUACGUUUACACAAGUAAUACGUAUUCAAUUCUCGUAGAUACGUCCAUAUAAUUAAAAUCAA
Papaver somniferum (opium poppy) is the source of this 1001-nucleotide messenger RNA. RefSeq names its product hexokinase-4-like. The transcript has 8 exons. The record is from RefSeq and is a predicted model, not a curated record. Bases 206 to 811 code for a protein of 201 amino acids. Gene Ontology annotation, cellular component: mitochondrion; cytosol. Gene Ontology annotation, biological process: glucose 6-phosphate metabolic process; glycolytic process; intracellular glucose homeostasis. Gene Ontology annotation, molecular function: mannokinase activity; glucokinase activity; D-glucose binding. Lineage: Eukaryota; Viridiplantae; Streptophyta; Magnoliopsida; Ranunculales; Papaveraceae.